Scomber japonicus (chub mackerel) is the source of this 5306-nucleotide messenger RNA. It is a transcript of the gene uspl1, whose product is annotated as ubiquitin specific peptidase like 1. The transcript is spliced from 8 exons. Gene Ontology annotation, biological process: Cajal body organization; protein desumoylation. The coding region runs from base 1394 to 4765 and encodes 1123 amino acids. Gene Ontology annotation, molecular function: SUMO binding. The record is from RefSeq and is a predicted model, not a curated record. Lineage: Eukaryota; Metazoa; Chordata; Actinopteri; Scombriformes; Scombridae. Gene Ontology annotation, cellular component: Cajal body.
CGGCGGAAUAAGUACGUUUGAGACACGAACACAUGGGAUCAUACCGCAGGCGGGGAUUCAAGUUAUCAAUACAGCUGUUUGUGGAUGGAUUUCGCCGAUGAGCAUCGUACUAUCACACAUAAUUUAAGUUUGGUUUCGCUCCUUCAGAGGUGAGCCAGGUUGCGGUGACAUGGUAAUAUUUUGUGAAUGGCACCGGAUUGCUUUGGACCAGAGGAGAAGCAGCAGUUUGCCAAUGACUGGUGAAGACACUGGUUUGGGGGCUUUGGCCUCACCACUGGCGGGGUAUUUGGGAAAAGUCAGUAGAGCUCAAGUUUUCCUCUCGCUGUUGUCACUUGCGCAAAGCUGAAUUAUAUUUGAAAAAUACUGUGACUGGGCAGUACCAAUCCAAAUCAAAGAAAAGAAAACACAAACGGAAAUCUUUAGUAAAAGGCGAAAGGUUUGGUUUGGCUGGAGGCCUGUAAUGAUGUUGAAUCUCAAAGAUUGUUAUCUAUAUAAUGAGGAAGUGUGUACUCAAUUAUUACCAUAUUCAUCUAUUUAGAAGAAAAUAAUGUUUUUCUAUUACAACUUAUUUUAAAGUUUCAGGUACUUUUAUUGGUAAUUGACACCUACUAAUGACAUUCCACUUCAUAUUUGCCAUUUAACUUCACCAAUGAGCAAAAAUCUAAGUUUUAACAAAAAAAACACUCUUAGCUGAAUGCUCCAAUUCAACAAGGUAACUAAAGUAAAACCUUCCUAAUUGUCUUUUGUCUAAUGAAUGUGUACAGAUGUGUAUUUAAAUGUAUGCAGGAUAAAAUUUAAUGUCCAUGGCAUGUCCACUUAAAGAAGCAGUGUGUAAGAUUUAGCCAGCUCUAUGGCCAGAAAAAUAAUAUAACUCUCAUAUUUUUAUAAGAAUCACUGUUUUUGUUAGCUUAGAACAAGCCCCUUGUAUCCACAUAGGAAGCGGGUCCUCUUGCACGGGACCCACCAUGUUUCUACGGUAGCCCAGAACGGAUAACGCAAACACUGUCACCUAGAGAGGCCUUUCACGUUUUUCAUAAGCCCUGUUUCCACUGCAGAAACUUCAGGGUAAUUUUACGGGGCCGUUGGUGUGUGUCUCCAUAGCAGGAACCCCCCCCCCGAAAGGACAAUCUCCCAGAAUUGUUAUGGGGGCUAACCGAGUCCCUGCCCUUCCUGUAAAUGUCCUGCUUCCUAAAUUUUACCAGGAACUUCCUUAGUGGAAACGGGGUUUCUUCUACACAUGUGAUGGGGGAGUGGUAUUCAGGUGUUUGCAGUCUCCAACCUCACCACUAGAAGCCAUUAAAUCCAACACACUGGUCCUUUAAGCUAUUUAAUAUCUUGGGUUUAAAUAAGAAAUAGUGAAAUUAACUUUUAUGGAAGACUGCAGUCUUUAUUAAUGUCAUGUUUCUUUAAUUUUAAGGUUCAGGAAAGAACUUCUUCACUGGAGUAUUGUCCCUGGUGCACCUCAAAGGGCCUGACCUAUGCUCUGCGCUCUUACCACAUCAAUCUCCAGGAGUCAAUCACCCUCUGCACAAACCCGCAGUGCCUCUUCCCUUUGGUCAGCCGGCCUUUGGAGGAUGUCUUGGCUAACUUGGUUCCUGUGGAGCCUGCUGUUGGAAACAAAAGAAAAAAUUCAUUGGAAAAUAAAGAGGUGAUUAAACUCCCACCCAAACGUCUGCGACCAAGUGAACCUGACAGUCCUGUGCCAAAAAAUGCCACUGACACACAUCUCAGCCAAGGAGAGCCUGGUGCUGUAAAUGGUCAACAUGCAGCAACCAAGACAGACAGUGGAAAGGUAAAUGGAUACCACAGUGACUGUCCAGUUGCAGAGACAGAAGGAUGGGAUUCACCACAAGAUGAAGAUGUUCAGGAAGGGAAAUCAGAGAAAGCUGCCUGUACCGAAAGUCUUGCUUCUCCUGCAGCCUCAGUUGGACACCUGCAGUGCACUUCAGAAGCUUUGUUGGCCGCUGAUGAGGAAGAGCCAGCGCGCUCUCCUCAUUGUGGUACAUCAGAGGCAGAGGAAGACUUGAGGCAGGUAAAGAGUACUCCUGAGGUGCCAAACAAGCGCUGCUGUCUGGAAUCCAAUCAGUCUGGCUUCCUAAAUGUGGACAUCUAUUCAACUGAAACGCCAUCGCCUCAGCAGAACGAAAAGACAGCAAAGACAGAGCAGAAAUCAACGACUGCACACAUCACCACAAGUACGGAUGUAUUAAGUGUUAAAUCAGAAUAUUUGCACUCUACCUCAAUAACGGAGUCAGAGGAGCUUGUAUCGGUUCUCGGUCAGCCUUUCUGGAGGAACAAAGACAGCCUGUGUUGGCUGGACGCUCUGCUUGUUGCUUUAGUGAACUGUAAGAGCUUAAAAACAAGUAUACCUAAAGAUGAACCUCAGCACUCAUCUGUGUGGCAGCUGAUUAAAGGAUAUGAAGACGCUCUCGCCGUCAUCAAAGUCCACCAGCAGACAGACAGGGAUGGUGUUGUGAAGGUGCCAAAUCACGUGCUGGAAAUGACCCAUUCAGAUCUACAGAGUCUGAGGAUUUCACUCUUCAAACUACUGCAGCCAAAGCUACACUGCAAACUGGGUCAGAGGGAAAGUCCUGUGUUUGCCAUGCCACUUCUGCUCACGAUGGACUCUUGGGUGGAGCCUCUCUUUCAGUCGACAUUUGAUUGGGAGUUCAAGUGCAGCGAAUGCAAAGCGUACACGAAAGAAAGGUUGACGAAAACUCUCCCCUCUUUCACAAACAUUGUGCCUGAUUGGCAUCCACUUCAUGCAGUUCACUUGGCCCCGUGCAAUGUGUGCCGCAAGAAGAAUCAGAGCCGGACUUUGAUACUGGAGAGAGUACCUCCAGUGUUUGCACUGCACUUUGUUGAGGGUCUUCCCAACAAUGACGUCUCAAUCUACACCUUCAACUUCAAGGGGACAUGCUACUCAGUCACUACAGUCAUACAGUACAACCAUCAUCUGAAGCACUUUGUCACCUGGAUUUGUCAGUCUGAUGGGUCCUGGCUGGAAUUUGACGACUUGAAAUAUCCUGAUUGUAAAACUCAUCGAAAGCUACCGGUUCCUGCUCGGGAGAUGCAUAUAGUCUUCUGGGAAGAGGAUAAAGAACCUCGUGCCUGUUCUCCCUCCAUAACAUCUGCAAAAUCUUCCCCAUCCAAACAUGGGAUGAACGGGACUGGAUCCGACUUAAUAGCAGAUGAACAUUUGACUUGCACUCCAGAUCAGUCUCUUCUCAUCUCGCAUAAUGACACUGACAUUGUCUGUGCACUCUCUGGCGACAGCAGUAACGUCAUAGACACAACAGUUACAGCUGGUGUUGAUACAUCGAUCGGUUCCACAACACUGCUCGACACCUUUGAGGGCCUCACACACAAUGACAUUAUCACUCUCACGCUGGUGGAAUUAAAAGCAGAUUCAGAAAUGCAGCCUUUGAAUGACGAUGAACAAACUCAGGAUCCCUGUGUUCCCAGUACGAAUGAAGCACCAGAUAGCUCCUCUGUUGUAUUCGCUAGUGAAACCUCUCACAGCGGUGACAUCGAUUUCCCCGUCACCUCCAACUCAUCUGAACCUGAAACUGACGAUGGCUCAUCCAGUGAUCCCACAUUUGUGCCCGGUGCCAUGAGAGGACAAGGGACAGACAAAGGCAAACCAGUCAGCAAACAACAAAAAAGAAAAAUGUCAGCCAGUACAAAAGCAGCUCCACCUGUUUCGCCACUUGAGGCCUCAGAAGAAAACAAACGUGUGGAUGCGGCUGCUCAAGAUAACACACCACCUGUCGAAACGACACAGCAAGUGUCCCCUGUAUCGUCUACUGGUACCUCAACACUGUCCACCAGUCCCACGACCCAGCCUUCACUGGUUCAGAAUGCACGCUGGUCUUUCAUGCUCAGCAGACACCCACUAAAUCAUGUUCAAAAGUCCAUUGCUAAACUUGUCCCAAUGCCCCCACCCACACCCACUGCAGUCACAAAAUUAAAGCCCACUCAUCCCACUCACUCGACCCCCAACCCAGUGAGAAAACAGCAGACACCUGACGUACUCUUCCCUAAACCACAGCUCAGGACAGAGGACAGUGAGAGUCUCCCGCUGAAAGCUGCAGAAAUGUACUGUGCAUUCAGAUCAAAGACCUCAAACACCCCAAAUCUACUCCCAUCACCCGGACUUCUUAAUGGCAAAGCAAAGCUUCUUCAGCCCAUCACUUCUGACUGUCAGAAAUCUCUAACAAGCACUACAGCAGUGUCCAGUGUAUCACUUCCUGCUCUUGGAGUCAAGAGACAUCUUGAAAUAUCCUCCACAAAGAAACAAAAAAGCCACACCUCAAAGCUUCCUCCAGGUCUCAGCGAAACCGAAAUCCUCAGGUACAAGCUGAUGAAGAAAUUAAAGGCAAAGAAGAAGAAGCUUGCUAAGCUGGAUGCACUGUUAGGUCAUCAGGGGGGAACCAGCCGACCAGACAGCACUGAUCUUAGCUCUCCUAACACUGUCACCUCCAGCACCUACGAUGGCUCUAACUGCGACGAGAUCCUAUCAGACUUGCUCUCGCCUGCAACAACAGCCAGCAACCUGUCACCAGACAGCACCGGCUUCCUAGAGAUGCUCGCCAACGGGCAAGAUGGAGUCGAACGCCCGGACUGUGGGCUUUAUACUACUGUCGAAGUGCCACAGACGAACACCGUAACGAAUGCACCCAACGCUGAAAAUUUCCUGGAUGAGUUUCUCACGCAGGCUGAGAUGGAGACAGAGGCACUCGAUGAACUUGAACUUUUCUUUUAAGCUAUGGGGGUGGAUGUCGGCUGCAACCUCCAAACACAGAAGAUAUUAACCAUCCUUUUUUUAGGAAAUUAUGCAAAAUUGAGGAGUUUUUACCAAUAAACACCUCAUCUGUAAGGCAAGCAUGUCAGUCCUGAGCAGCUUGUUCCACUUACAGAUACAGUUUGUAAAUCAGAAGUAUCUUUGUGUAUAAAGAGGUUAAUGAAGUUUGAAAGCAUGUCCACCAUGUUGGAAACUGUGUGUUGAACCAUGGCUUAAAUUUGUAAACUGCAAACAGUUAUUUUUUUCUGCAACUUCGGCACUUUAUGUGUAUACUGUUUGCAACUGACAUCAUAUUUACAGUCAAAGCUGUUAUUUUGUCACUUUGCUUGAACAUCCUCAUGGAAUAUUUUUUUGUAGUUAUUUAAUAAAUACUUCAGAUGGCUAACAUUUGUUGUACAAAUGUGAGAAUGAUUGAUUUGAAACUCAACUGUAAGAAAGUGUAUGUACGUUUAUGUUCACCUCAACAAGCUUCUUGGUAGGGGAAUAAAAUAUUUAUAUUUUC